AUGAAAAUUACAACCGAAAAUUUUCGUCCACGUAAAUUAAAUAAUUGUCCAAGUAUACUUGUUGCUUUAAUGUAUCGUUCAUGGCAUUCGGAUCCAAAUGAAAGACCAACAUUAUUUUUCAUUAAAAGAGUUCUUCGAUUAAUAUUAAAUGUUUUACCAAUAGAGAAACAAAAAUGUUCCAAAGAAAUUAUUAAUGAUAAUAAAAAACAGUGGAUAAACGAAUGUAAUUUAUCACAAAAGCAUUUAUUAAAUGGACCACGUUUAGAUAAUAAAGAUUCAGUAAAUAUUUAUCAAGAUUGUCUAAGAAAAGCAAAACAUAUUACAGAUGUUCAAAAAGAUAUGUCAGAAAUGGAACAAACAUUAGAAGCAUUUCAAAAGGAAAAAGAUAUCAAAAAAGAUCAUUAUGAUCAAUUAUUAAUUGAAAAUGAAAAACUAAGCCAACAAAUUGAAAUGUUACGUGAAAAAAUAUUACAUAAAAAAGACUUCAGUAAAUAG
This is a messenger RNA of Adineta steineri, 495 nucleotides long. Lineage: Eukaryota; Metazoa; Rotifera; Eurotatoria; Adinetida; Adinetidae. The record is from the annotation of a GenBank genome assembly.